Molecule: messenger RNA, 2195 nt
Organism: Owenia fusiformis
Lineage: Eukaryota; Metazoa; Annelida; Polychaeta; Sabellida; Oweniidae
Source: the annotation of a GenBank genome assembly
UAUUGUUCAGUGAAACUUCGACACGCGUGCAUGUAGUUCUGAGCAGCAAUUUCAUUUUCUUUGAAAUUCACGAUGGACUCUACUGACUUUGCUAAACAAUCCGAAGUUCCAGAUUGCCUCGAUAAUUCUAAGACUGGAAACCAGUCUAUAACAGAACUCUUAGGAACUGCAUGGAGACGGGUAUCUAUGAGCGAUGACGAAGCAUUUAGUGUAAAACGCCGUUUGGUUGCUAAAAACGGCGAACGUAAUAUCAUACAGACUGAUAUCCACCACCGACGGCAUAGUUACCUGACGGACAUUUUCGUCACCCUGGUAGACGCACGAUGGAGGUUUAUACUCCUUAUGUUCUUAAGUGGCUUCAUAUUAUCAUGGCUGACGUUUGCACUAUUGUGGUGGCUUGUUCUUCUCGCUCAUAAUGACUUUCGUCAUCUCGAAGAUGAGGACUGGACUCCAUGUGUGGACGAGGUGGUUGAUUUCCCUACAGCUCUCCUAUUUAGUAUCGAGACACAGCAUACUAUUGGCUACGGCACUAGGGCAACUACAUCUAAGUGCCCUGAAGCAAUAAUCCUAAUGAUGCUCCAAUCAGCCGGAGGGACACUCAUGACAGCUAUUCUCACCGGGAUCGUCUUCUCAAAGAUUCAGCGUCCAAAGCGCCGUUCUCACACAUUGAUCUUCAGCAAGAACGCCGUUGUUUGUAUGCGUGAAGGUAAUUUGUGUUUACUCUUUCGGGUUGGUGAUAUGAGACGCGAGCAUAUGAUUGGGACACAAAUUAGAGCAAUAAAAGUGAGGAAAGGUAUCACGAAAGAGGGCGAGGUCCUCCCUUUAUUCGAACAGGAAGUUGCCUUCCACGUGCCGCCAAAUGGCGUCCUUUUCCUUGUGUGGCCCGCCACGGCCUGUCAUGUAAUUGAUAAGAACAGUCCAUUCUAUAACAUGUCCAAGGAUGAUCUCAAACAUGAAAAAUUUGAGCUCAUUGUCAUCAUGGAAGGUACCAUUGAAGCCACAGGAAUGACUGCUCAGGUCCGAACAUCGUACCUCCCUUCAGAGAUACUUUGGGGACACCGUUUCAGACGCCUUAAUAUGUAUCAAAAAGACACAGGCGAGUGUCAAAUAAGAUACAACAAUUUCCAUUCAGCAGUUCCAGUUGAAACGCCCUGUUGUAGUGCAAAGGUGCUUGCUGAACAUUCAAAUACUGAUCCAAAUUCGACGAUCUAUCACUUCGAUAACGAUGACACAAUCCCAACACAGUAUGUGUCCGCCCAUCUACCCAUUCCAAGUUUUAACAGAAGCGUAACUUUCGAUGAGCGGGGAAAUACAGUUCAUGUGGAUUGCGGUCCACUUUUUAAAGCAAUUGAUUCCAAUGGCCUUAAUAAAGAGAGAAGUGAGGUAAUUCUACACAUCGAUUCAAUUGAAACGACCCUUCUACCGAACCCAAGCAAUACGACACAAAGUAGCAUACAAACUGAUCAUCGAAUCGUCAGUGAGCCUACCCUGCAAGUGAGAGCGGAAGCGAAUGAGGAUUUUGAUGAACCGCGUAUCCUAAAAAGGUCAAAGGGCAACAGAGUUUUCACGAUCACGAAAUGUAAAGAUAACAUUAAUUUACAACAGCCAUCAAAGCCGAGGAAUGUGAGAUCCAACCCAAGUAGAAGGGACGAUUGUGAAAUUGGCGCCCUUCCAAACACACAACUCUGACGUAAGAAGUACAAUAAUGCGAAGCUGCUUUGGACGAGUCAAUUGACAUCGAGAAAUAUCCGAAAAGCACUGGUUGCACAACUUAAUCAAAAGUGGAAAGUACAGAUAUUUCUGGAAAACCAAUAGGUUUGUUGGUUUGCUUGGAAAUAUCUUAUAACUACAAAUAUUCUAACAUACAUGGAAAAGUACAAUGACUCCAAUGGGAAGUGAGGCCAAAAGAUAUCAGGGGGUCUGAAAUGUGAACAUUAAAUCAAUACCCUCUUAUCUCACAAGAGCUGAAAAACGUUUCGAUAUCUGAGCAAACCUGACCUGUCAUUAUUGACUUCCAAUCACGUGACUGCAAUCACACGAAGUCCAUGCUUUCACCACAUGCAUGUAUUUUAUAGAAACUUCCUUCAUCAGGGCAUCGUUUGUCACGUAGAACACUUUGAGUUUGGCGUCAUCGUAACACUAAAGAUAUUAAAAAAUGCUUUUUAAAAUAAAUUUGAAUUUACUCAGCUUUUUAA